AUGGCCUCGGCGGCGACGGCGCUGUGGCAGCCGCAGGAGGAGGGGCUCCGCGAGAUCUGCGCGCUCCUCGAGGCGCACAUCUCCCCCAACUCCGACCAGGCCCGCAUCUGGCAGCAGCUCCAGCACUACGCCCAGUUCCCCGACUUCAACAACUACCUCGUCUUCCUGCUCGCCCGCGGAGAGGGAAAAACUUUUGAAGUAAGGCAAGCUGCUGGUCUCCUAUUGAAAAACAAUCUGCGAGCGGCUUUCGUUUCUAUGCCUCCUGUAUCUCAGCAAUACAUCAAAUCUGAGCUGCUGCCAUGUAUAGGCGCAACUAAUAGGGCAAUUAGAUCAACAGUUGGAACAGUUAUCAGUGUACUCUUCCAAAUUGUUCGAGUCGCUGGAUGGAUCGAGUUGUUUCAGGCUCUACAUCAAUGUUUGGACAGUAAUGACCUGGAUCAUAUGGAAGGUGCUAUGGAUGCUAUCUACAAGAUAUGUGAAGAUGUACCUGAAGAGCUUGAUGUUGAUGUUCCUGGUUUGUCCGAACGACCAAUCAAUGUAUUCAUGCCACGGAUGCUGCAGUUUUUCCAGUCCCCACAUGCAAGUCUUAGGAAACUUGCAUUGGGCUGUAUCAACCAGUAUAUUGUGGUGAUGCCAUCGGCGCUGUAUAUGUCCAUGGAUAUGUAUCUGCAGGGCUUAUUCAGCCUUGUGAAGGAUCCAUCACCAGAUGUCCGGAAACUGGUCUGCUCGGCCUGGGUUCAGCUCAUUCAAGUGCGGCCAUCAAUUUUGGAGCCACAUUUCAAAAAUGUCACUGAAUUGAUCCUGCAAGCAAAUAAAGAUUCGGACGAUGAAGUUGCUCUGGAGGCUUGUGAAUUCUGGUCGGCAUACUGUGAUGUUAGCAUGCCUCCUGAAGGACUGCGGGAAUUCUUGCCACGCUUAAUACCAACUUUGGUAUCGAACAUGGUCUAUACCGACGACGAUGAAUCACUUGCUGAUGCUGAGGAAGACGAAUCCUUUCCAGACAAGGACCAGGAUCUGAAGCCCCGUUUCCAUGCCUCUCGAUUGCAUGGAUCUGAAACUGGAGAAGAUGAUGAUGAUGAUGAUGAUGCUGUAAAUGUUUGGAAUUUGCGGAAAUGUAGCGCUGCUGGGUUGGAUGUCCUUUCGAAUGUUUUUGGGGACGACAUUCUUCCUACUUUAAUGCCUUUGAUUGAGCAAAAUUUGGCUCGGAUAGAUGAUGAUGCCUGGAAGGAGCGGGAAGCUGCUGUUUUAACUAUUGGUGCUAUAGCAGAGGGAUGCAUUACUGGAUUAUAUCCACACCUUCCACAGAUUGUUGCCUUCCUAAUUCCUCUUCUUGAUGAUAAGUUUCCUCUUAUACGGAGUAUUACUUGUUGGACCCUCUCCCGAUAUAGCAAGUUCAUUGUUCAGAGCCUGGAGCAUCCAAAUGGCCGCGAACAAUUUGAUAAGAUCCUCAUCGGUUUGCUUAGAAGGAUACUGGAUACUAAUAAAAGGGUGCAGGAGGCUGCUUGUUCUGCAUUUGCAACGCUUGAAGAGGAGGCUGCAGAAGAACUAGUACCACGACUGGAAAUCAUUUUGCAGCACCUCAUGUGUGCAUAUGGAAAAUACCAGAGGCGAAACCUUAGAAUACUGUAUGAUGCUCUUGGUACUCUUGCUGAUGCUGUUGGAGCAGAGUUAAACCAGGCAAAGUAUCUAGAUAUAUUUAUGCCGCCAUUAAUCGCGAAGUGGCAACAACUUCCCAACUCUGACAAAGAUCUAUUUCCGCUGCUUGAAUGCUUUACAUCUAUCGCACAGGCACUGGGACCAGGAUUUUCUCAGUUUGCUGAGCCAGUGUUUCUGAGAUGCAUCAGUCUUAUCCAAUCCCAGCAGCUGGCAAAGGUUGAUCCUGCUGCAGCGGGUGCGUUAUAUGAUAAAGAAUUCAUUGUCUGUUCAUUGGACCUGUUGUCUGGACUUACAGAAGGACUUGGUGCUGGUAUUGAAAGCCUGGUUGCGCAAAGCAAUUUGAGAGAUCUACUUCUGCAAUGCUGCAUGGAUGAAGCAGCUGAUGUUCGACAAAGUGCUCUGGCUCUUCUUGGGGACAUUUCUAGGGUCUGCCCUAUACAUCUGCAUCCACGCCUUCAAGAAUUCCUUACUGUUGCAGCAAAGCAAUUGACCCCACAAUCUGUGAAGGAUGCUGUGUCAGUUGCUAACAAUGCUUGUUGGGCGAUUGGAGAAUUAGCAAUAAAGAUCGGCAAAGAAGUUUCACCUGUGGUGAUCAGUGUUGUUUCAUGCUUGGUUCCUAUUCUAACGAACCCAGAGAGCUUGAAUAAGUCACUUACUGAAAAUAGUGCAAUCACCCUUGGGAGGCUUUCCUGGGUCUGUCCAGACAUUGUGGCCCCUCAUAUGGAACAUUUCCUGCAAGCCUGGUGCAAUGCCCUCUGCAUGAUAAGAGAUGAUUUUGAGAAAGAGGAUGCGUUCCAUGGUCUAUGCGCAAUGGUGGCAGCAAACCCAACAGGGGCUGUGAGCUCACUAUCUUAUGUGUGCCAGGCAUGUGCGAGUUGGAAUGAGAUAAAAACUGAAGGCUUACACAAUGAAGUGUCUCAGAUUUUGAAGGGCUACAAGCAGAUGCUUGGAGGUGCUGGUUGGGAGCAGUGCAUGUCCACCCUAGAACCAGCAGUGGUGCAGAGAUUAGCCAGAUACGGGGUCUGAUGAAGCCAAGAGUCAAAUUGCAGAAAGGAGGAAGUGUUACUUGUCAGGGCAUGCGAUUGGGCAAAGUCGGUCAGGUGUCCAGCAUGUAGCGCAUUGUGUGAUUUUAAAUGAUGCGAGUGAUUCUGCAUGGGUUGGUGUUGUAUACUCUGGUUAUAUAGUCCACACAGAGCUGCUCAAAGCAUGUCACAAAGAGUUGAGCGACUUACAAUGAGAGAAAUUAAUUUUUUUCGAGUUGAAAAAAGCGGUGUACGCUUUGUUAGUUAUAGAGACUUGGGGUCGGGUCAAUUUGUAUUGGCUUGUUUUCAGUGGGCUUGGUUUUGCUGGCAGUGGACUUAGGGUCAGGUUGCUCCAUCCACAAGCAGGUUUUGGUCGUCCUCUUAAGGAAAGUGUAUCAAGUUUCCACGUCUUGGCAGUUCUAUUUUCUGUAUUAAAAUGGAAGUUCUUUGCCAAUGCUGAUAUAAGAUUGAAGAUGCUCACCCGAAAGCAUUAAAUCAGCAGUAGUGAGAUUCAAUAAUGGCAAACAGUAUUCUUGGGGUGUCUUCUUUCUAGAUGAUGUCAAAUUUGAGAAAACACUGGCUGAGUCAUUGGAACCUCACAUAACUCGUGUAUGUCCUUCUGUAAUACUAGUAUUGGAUUGUAUUUUUAUCCCUGGUCAGAUUGGGCUGUAAAAUAGGUCGCGAUGUCUUUUUGGACAAA
Messenger RNA from Lolium rigidum, 3378 nucleotides. Its product is annotated as transportin-1. The transcript has 30 exons. Bases 1 to 2682 code for a protein of 893 amino acids. Gene Ontology annotation, cellular component: cytoplasm; nucleus. NCBI's taxonomy places the organism in Eukaryota, Viridiplantae, Streptophyta, Magnoliopsida, Poales, Poaceae. The record is from RefSeq and is a predicted model, not a curated record. Gene Ontology annotation, molecular function: nuclear import signal receptor activity; small GTPase binding. Gene Ontology annotation, biological process: protein import into nucleus.